Prunus dulcis (almond) is the source of this 1417-nucleotide messenger RNA. RefSeq lists its product as uncharacterized. Gene Ontology annotation, biological process: snRNA export from nucleus. The coding region runs from base 389 to 1180 and encodes 263 amino acids. Lineage: Eukaryota; Viridiplantae; Streptophyta; Magnoliopsida; Rosales; Rosaceae. The record is from RefSeq and is a predicted model, not a curated record. The transcript is spliced from 4 exons.
GGCUUCACUAACCAUACCAGCGAAACGCAGUCCUCUGAUCAACCAAACGCCAAAAGCCGCGGUUAUGCUUCAUCGUCCUUAAGCAGAGCACUCGAAUUGGAAAAUUCCAUAAGCUUUGAAUUGCUGCGUUUGUUUUUGCAUUGUUAGGGUUCGUACAUCGGUUUUAAAAAAAAAAUUUAUUUACGUUUUUUUUUGUUUUCGUUGUACUUGUGAUUUUUUCUGGUUAGGGCUCGCAUAAUCUGUUUGGUGAUUUGCCAUAGAGAAAAUUUGCACGAGUUUGCAGUUUUUGUCUCGUCUGUGGAAAUCUGCGUGUUUUCUUCCUGCUUUCUGCUCUGUAGGUGCUUAUAAAUUUUGUGGUGCGUUUUUUCCCCAUUGAAGAAAACCUUAUAUGGAAGGAGAACACAACAUACUAGACGCAGUAUUUGGAGACGAUAACUUUGAAGAUGGCGAAGAUGUUGAGAUGCUUGAUGUGGAAGAAGGAGAGCUUGUGGAAGAAGGGGAGCUUGUGGAUUUUAACUCACAAAAUGGUUCGGGACAGAUCAGUGGUGGCAAUGUCAGUGUAGCAAACCAAGAACGUCAGGGCAAGAAUCAGAAGCGCAGGGGUAAGAAGAAGAGGAAUAGGGGAAGGAACAGUGGCCCUGGAAUUAAUGUCACUGACAUAGACAGGUUUGUGAUGGAUACAUGUAGGCGACUGAAAGAGAAGAAAUCAUAUCUGGUAUAUACUGCUGUUGGUUGUCUGGGUGUUCUUGCAUUGAAUGAUCUCGUCAAAGAGGUGGAUGCAAUCCAGGCUUGUGGAGGUCAGAUGACUCAUGAUGGCAAACGUUUCCGAUUUGGUGGUGGAGUACUAUGGAGUAUCAUCAAAGCACGAGAACCAAAGGCCUACAAAGAGAUAAUGAAAAAAGGAAGGGAAUUUGAGAAGCAAUUCAGGUCAACAAAUAAUAGACAACCAAUACAGCAAGGGAAAGAAGGUUCAUCUAAAGCAAUUGUGAAUUCAUUCAAGGAUGAUACUCCAGCUAAUGUUUCAGAUGCCGUACCGGUUAUUUGUCAAAUGCAAACUCAAGGCAUUCAGUCAAAUACUGAAGGGAAACAACUUUCUGUUCAUGAUAGGUUAAGGAUACCUGUUUCAUAUGAUGAUGACCUGCUUGGAGAGGCGCCCAAAGAUGAUGCACUUGAAUAUUAGAGGAAAUGGAUUUAUAUUCACCCAGGAUCUUCUGUUUCUAUUUUUUCAUCCAGAUGGUAGGCAUUGAGUUUACUCACAAAUGGGGUUUUUAUAUGCAGAAAGUUCUCUUUUGUUUCGUUAGCCUGGAGGCAACAUAAUUCUUUUCCCCUAGUAAAGAGUUUAACUGAAGUUUAUCGGCCUUAUCCUAUUGUGAUUAAAAGCAUUUCAAUGAAAUUUCAAGAAUGCCUUUUGCCACUA